UUUCCGUUAUCCAUUUCGUGCCCCCCUCUCGCUCGCUCUCUCCCUCCCUCCAUCGCUAUCUGUCUCUAAAUCUAUUUCUCGCUUCGUUUCAAAAAUUAGGGUUUUUGAUAAAUCGUCUUUGCAAGGAGCCAAAUCGACCGAAAUGAUUUCCGAUUCAGUCACCAACGCCGUGAUUCCGAUGGCCGCCUCGAACUCCAAGGAUCUUGCCAAGAAGAAGCGGGUGAACAGGUCUGCCAAAUUGAAGCAGUGCAAGCUCGAUGCUCGUCGUGAGCAGUGGCUUUCCCAGGUGAAGAGCAAGGGAUGUCAAGGGCAAUGCGCGGCGGCAAUUGAUGCACGGAAUGAGAGCGAGUCGUCAAUGGAGAAUUUAGGGGUAAAGCCGAGAGGGGAAAGUAAUAAGGGAUCCGGUCACCGUUACAGUGACUCAGAUUCGCCUUCCAAUAGUCCGACUAGCUGCAUGGUGGGUAGCACCGGGUCGGGAUCGAAUUUCAGGGGGAGUAGUGGCGGUAGUAGUAGCAGUAGCAGUGGUUGGAGUUGCUCCGGCAGCAUAACUGGAGAAGAUGAAGAGAGGGAUGAUGGGUGUUUGGAUGACUGGGAGGCGGUUGCCGAUGCUUUGGCAGCCGAUGAUGAUAAGGAAGAGGAAGAAAAAUCGCCUCCGGGGCGUGAAAUUAUGACCCCAGUGACUCAUGGGCCGGGUUCAGGAAUUGGUAUACCAAAGACAGAUGAUGUGGUGAAAGUGCAGAGGGCUCCGCCAACUUGCAGGGCGUGGAAGCCUGAUGAUGCUUUUCGUCCACAGAGUCUGCCAAAUUUGUCAAAGCAGCUUAGUUUCCCUAUGAAUUCAGGCCGACGUUAUGGCGGUGCUUGGGGUUGUAAUAGUGCUAUCUCUGCGCCAUCUGCGUGUCCCAUAUGCUGUGAAGAUUUUGAUUUCACGGACUCAAAUUUUCUCCCUUGUUCAUGUGGGUUCAGGGUCUGCCUUUUCUGCCACAAGAGAAUUCUUGAGGAGGAUGGACGAUGUCCGGGCUGCAGGAAGCAGUAUGACCAUGGCAUGGCUGAGGGAGAGGCAACUUUGGAUGGAGGCAACAUGGCUUUCCGGUUGGCUCGUUCUUUUAGCAUGAUCACAAGGUCUUAGAAAGAGUUUCUUUUUCCCCAUAUAUAUAUUGGGUCUGUCUUUUUCAUAUGUCUUCACUAUUUUCUCUCUAUUAGACUGAUUUUCAUGGUAGUAGAUGUGGGUAUAGGGAUGUGGUUUUGAAACACUCCUGAAAUUAGACUGAUUGUCCUAUGAGUUCGUUCAACAAAUAUGUGGCUUAUGAGCUGAUGUAGACUGAUCUUGUUGCUAUGUGAAUAUAUAAGGUGGUAUAGUAAUCGAA
Molecule: messenger RNA, 1364 nt
Organism: Diospyros lotus (date-plum)
Lineage: Eukaryota; Viridiplantae; Streptophyta; Magnoliopsida; Ericales; Ebenaceae
Exons: 3
Coding region: 143-1126 (327 amino acids)
Biological process (GO): protein ubiquitination
Cellular component (GO): CCR4-NOT complex
Molecular function (GO): ubiquitin-protein transferase activity
Source: RefSeq, a predicted model, not a curated record